Messenger RNA from Oppiella nova, 318 nucleotides. Lineage: Eukaryota; Metazoa; Arthropoda; Arachnida; Sarcoptiformes; Oppiidae. The record is from the annotation of a GenBank genome assembly.
AUGGUGACCCGACCCGAGAUAUACGCCGACACUAUUGAGGACCUAUUGGAUGAUAGGUAUGAGGUAUACACCGAUGAAUUCAAACAAGUCGAGUGGAGGCAACCGGUAUUUUAUGAGGGCUUUGGUAACAACUCAUUUAGAGAUAAUUUUGUCAAACUGGUCACCACUAGGUUGAGGACCUGGGAUACCAAACAAUUAAUGGAUGACCAGAUGUCGAUGGAUGUAAUCGAGCCAUACCUUCCCAGAUUUAUGGCCAUACAUUGCUCAGCGUUUAUACGAGUCAUCACUUUUGCAAUACUGUUGCUCCUGAUCACCUAA